AUGGGCUUAUUCCGACGAGGCAACAAAAAUAAUGACGACCCCAUCCAGGUCGGCCGCCUGGACCCUUCCGUCGACCCAGGAACAAACAAACACCAUAUCAAAACCCGCUCCCAAGAUGUCCACGAUCCUGUCUUGACUGCCAUUCAUGAUGAAGAACCUUUCCAAAUGUCUGCAAAUACUCAAGGAAAUAUGGCCACCGUUUCUCCAGACCUAGUAAUGCGUGAUAUUUUCGGUAAUGCUAUCGAGGCCCCAGACCGUUCUAAUCCUACACGCCCCCGCAAUGAGCGCCCUCUUGAUACAAUCCGCGGCUUUGAAUACUUGUGCACAGGUGAUGAGAGACUACGUGAGGAAAUGGAAACAUCGAGAUUUGGAUGGAACCCAAGACCAAACUUUUCAAGUAAUGUUACGUACCCACACUUUGAUUCAAACCCAUAUGCUGCUGCUGGUGUAGGAAACAGUGGAGACCCAAUGUCAUCUUAUGGAGCAUCUUCUGGUGAUAACAAUGCUCCCUUUAAGACUUAUAAUCCGAAUGCCGCCGAGCCUAAGAAGAAGCGCAAGUUAUUUGGACGCAAGAAGAAGCAGAAUACUGAUUAA
Magnusiomyces paraingens is the source of this 594-nucleotide messenger RNA. RefSeq lists its product as uncharacterized. The transcript has a single exon. The record is from RefSeq and is a predicted model, not a curated record. NCBI's taxonomy places the organism in Eukaryota, Fungi, Ascomycota, Dipodascomycetes, Dipodascales, Dipodascaceae. Bases 1 to 594 code for a protein of 197 amino acids.